This is a messenger RNA of Microdochium trichocladiopsis, 1326 nucleotides long. RefSeq lists its product as uncharacterized. NCBI's taxonomy places the organism in Eukaryota, Fungi, Ascomycota, Sordariomycetes, Xylariales, Microdochiaceae. The record is from RefSeq and is a predicted model, not a curated record. The transcript is spliced from 3 exons. The coding region runs from base 85 to 1146 and encodes 353 amino acids.
CUUCAACCUCAAUGCCAUCUCGCCAAGUGAUGUGCCUCGCACGCUGGCUACAGACACGCGACACCACAGUACCCUGACCCAGCCAUGGCCACGGCUCCGGCUGCGGCCACGGCCUACUACUCGGCCACCGAGAUCCUGGUCAAGGAUGACGACUGGGUUGGCCUUACAGACCCCGUCGAGCGCAAGAAAAGGCAGAACCGCCUGCAUCAGAGAGCAUGGCGCCGGAGGAAAGCCCAGGAAAAGGCAGCCUCGAUGGCAGCCCAUACCCAGAGCUCGCCACCUUCUGCUGCAGCCGUCACCCCUCUGCCGGCCCUACAGUUCACUCAGGCACAAGUAGCCAAUGCCUCGGUCACAAUACAGUCCCUCCUCCGGCAGAUCGCCGUCAAUCACAUCAGCGGCCGCCACCGCCUCGAUACGGCCUUUGACAAGAUGCCCAAGCGGGACCUCCUCUGGACCAUCCUCGAGACUCUCGGCGAACCCCAGGCCGUCCUCGCCUACUGGGGCGACCACCAGGCCCAUCGGCGCGGCCAGCUCCUCUUCUCUCUCGCCAGCCAGGCCACUGCCGCAGCCUCCGCCAUCUCCCCAGACCACCACCUCUUCUGCAUGGUCCAGUACAACGCCCUUCGCGGCUGCAUGACAAACAUGCAGCUCAUCCUCCGCCUCCGGGGACAAGGCGUUGCCCCUGAAGCAAACACGGCAUCCGAGAACAACGGCAACGACAAGAGUGAGAGUCAACUCGCAUGGGACGCCCUAUACACCGAGGGCGUCACCACCCUCCCCUCGCACACACCAGCCAGUCUGCUCCCCACGGCUUUGCAAGAGUCGGUCGUCCACGAGGCCUGGAUUGACAUCAUCCCGUCCGCCGAGAUGCGCGACAACAUCAUCCGGCUCCAGGACCAGAUCGACGUGGACUCGCUGUGUGCGGACCUCAUGGGCAACGAGUUCGAGGAGGCGCCCGACGGCAGCGGGUGCAACCGCGGGCUCGUGCUCUGGGGCGAUCCCUGGGCGGUCGAGAAUUGGGAGGUUGGCGACACUUUUGCGAAGAAGUGGGCGGGGUUACUGCAGGGUUGUGAUGAGUUGUUGAGGGCGACGAAUCGGUGGAGAGAGGUCAGAGGGGAGGACAGGGUCGUGCUGGAGGUGGAAUGAGCAUAUCUUCAUUAUAGCGACUGUGAUUUUGCCUGGAUGGAGUUUCUCGAAUUUUGACUUUAAGAUAUGCUGAGUGCACACGCUUGGAUGGAGGACACAUCUCUUGGGUGAUGAUGACUAGAUAUAUACCAACCAUGGGCAUUCAAAGAGCUUGACGUGUCGUUGUCAAGACUGGAGUAU